AUGCCUGAUGCUGAACGACCUGCUCUCGACAAGAACAAACUCGACAACCAAGUUGAGUUUCCUCAAGCUCCUAUCGAAGUUCCUGCCGAGGACCGCAAUAGAAGGGUCAAGACAUAUCCCACGAUCUCUUAUCAUUGGCGUUCUUGCCUCCCUCCACAAACAUGUGUCUCCUGCGACCGACCACGAGCCAGUCAAGGAAUCCGAGGCUCAGGUUGCAGUGAACGCAGUCGCAUCGUUCAGAUCAUCUACUCUCUCGGUGAUGGUACGGUACUGGCCGGUACUCUGCUCAUCGCCAAGAUCAGCAAGAAACUUGCCGACUGA
This is a messenger RNA of Fusarium proliferatum ET1, 321 nucleotides long. RefSeq lists its product as uncharacterized. Bases 1 to 321 code for a protein of 106 amino acids. The transcript is spliced from 2 exons. Lineage: Eukaryota; Fungi; Ascomycota; Sordariomycetes; Hypocreales; Nectriaceae. The record is from RefSeq and is a predicted model, not a curated record.